Molecule: messenger RNA, 2672 nt
Organism: Acipenser ruthenus (sterlet)
Lineage: Eukaryota; Metazoa; Chordata; Actinopteri; Acipenseriformes; Acipenseridae
Product: DNA damage-inducible transcript 3 protein
Exons: 4
Coding region: 197-892 (231 amino acids)
Biological process (GO): negative regulation of transcription by RNA polymerase II; positive regulation of intrinsic apoptotic signaling pathway; ER overload response
Cellular component (GO): cytoplasm; CHOP-ATF4 complex; CHOP-ATF3 complex
Molecular function (GO): protein heterodimerization activity; RNA polymerase II cis-regulatory region sequence-specific DNA binding; transcription factor binding
Source: RefSeq, a predicted model, not a curated record
UAUAUUCAGCGCCGGGAAUUUCCGACCCUCAUCUGUGUCUUAACUCAACAAUGUUUAACAUGAAAGAUAUCUGCUCUCCAAAAAAUAGAAACACCGUGAAGCCCAGGCAGUUGAGAAAGCGUCUAAGUAAACGAAAGAGGAUUUGUAGGGGCAAGCUGCCGACUCAUCGCCAGACGUGAUAAUCAGCAGUGGGACAAUGACCGCAGAGUCGAUAGCAUUCCCCUCAUACCCCCCGGGGCAGGGGCCUCUGUACGGGGCUGAGCUGGAGGCCUGGUACGAGGACCUGCAGGACAUCCUGUACUCUGACACCUUCAAGUGCAGCCCACUGCCGGAAUGCACACAGAAGGAGCCAGAAUUCCUAGAUGUCCUGGAAACCUGCUCCCUCUCCUGGCUGUCCGGCGGUGGGGAGGAUGCUGGUACGGAGGUGGCAGAUUUCAGUGUGGAGGCCCCCAAACAGCAGAGCGUGCUGGGCGAUCUCUUCCUGCCUGAAUUCUACGAGCUGCUGGGCGCGGAUGGGGAGGACCACCAGCAGCAAGAACCAGAGCCAGAGAGCAGCUUCACUGUGUCCUCCAGCGAAGAAGAGGCCUGGACUGCUGAAUCUGCCCCCAGCAGCCCUUUCAAACCCAGCCACCAUCCGAGCUCCGGCAACGAAUUGAUGAGCUCCGUCCCAAGCCAGGGGACGAAACGCAAGAAGAGCGGAAGCCCAGCCAGGAACGAGGAGAGCAGCUGCAAGAAGAGCAGGAAGUACAAGGAUCUGGAGAACGAGAAGAAGGUAACAGAGCUGAGAGAGCAGAACGAGAGGCUGAAGAAGGAGAUCGACAGGCUGAGCGAAGAGGUGCAGAGGACCCGGAGAGCACUAAUCGACAAACUUGUGAACGUGAAAAAAUCCUGAAUUAAAAAAUGUACAAAGGUUUACUGAAGCCUCUUAGGGAGGUUUGUAUUGGCCCCUUUGCUAGCAUUAUCGGCUACUGUUCUAGCAGUUGUGUCCCUGUAAGGACAAUAGCCUGUUCAAUGUCUGCAACCGUCUGUCCCGACUAUUUGAUUAGCUUGUGGGCAAUGCGAUCUGUAUGGUCACUGCAGUCAGAAUUCAAAUGUGCAGUAGCACUUAAUAGGUCUGUGGUAGUGGUUCAAAGGCCUCUUUUUUUUAAAUGCAGGCUUGCAAACUAGAUUGCAUUUUUGCCCAGAUCUUUUUUUAAAUCCAGGAUUUUGAAUACAGUAAAACUUUUUAACCUGAAUCUAAAAUUAUUUAACAGAAUUUGCUUUCGUUCACAUAGCCAGUGUAACAUCAAAGGCUGGUUUCCCAGACCCUGAUUAGCACCAAUCUUGGACUACCUGAUAUUAUAGGUCCAGUAAUCUUGAGUGUUUUGAGUUCCCAAAGCUUUAGUAAAGGAAGUUUUACUGUAUCAGUGUUUACUCCUUUGUGCCCUAUUGAUCCAAGCGAUAUUGACAGGUCCAAGCACAGCUCCACUCAAAUCAUUUGACUGGUCAGGAGUAGGUUAUGAAAUGGAAGGGGAAAUGGAAUUUAAAAACUAGAAGGUUGUGAAAGGUUACAGGGUGGUAUGAUAAUAAAUCAUAUAUGUACAUAGACGUGUAUUGCUAUAAAGUUUACUUAAGCCAUAUUGAAUUUUCUCGAAGACGUCCAGUUCACAUUCUUCCCAAUGUGGAACUGCUGUUUCACACUUGAAUUGUUUCUUCAAUUUUGAGUUGAAGAUCUUUAAUGGAAUUUAAUUCUAGAUGUCUAGAUUGUGGUCUUGCAGUGCUUCCAUUCUUCCAGUAGGUGGUGCCAGUAAACCACAAUUGUAGGCUUCCACCACAUCAUUCUAAAUCAUGGUAUACAGUCCUGAAUAAUGGCUUUCAAUUGUAAGUCCUAAAAAUAGUUUUCAAUUUUUUUUUUUUUUUUUUACUACAUGUAACCGGCUGCAUGCAAAGUGUAACGUACUGUACACACCAACUAUGUUUAGUGUGUAUUUUAUUAUGUAAAGGUAACGUUGGUAUUUUAAUCUAUUUUAAUCUCUUUAUGUAUGCAUGCAUAUAUUGUGUUCUAGUUUGGUAUACACUGUAACAUGCUUGUUUAUUUUAAUAAAAAUAUGUUUGACAGUCUUUAAAAUGUGUUCACAUUAAUCUAUGAAUAAUCAAAACAGAUCUACAGCGGUUGAAGCCAAAAAUGCAGUAUUGCUGAAAGAAACUAGACAGAAUUAAAGACAAUGGACUUUAUUUAAAACGCUUACUAGUGUACCGUUUACUUUUUUUUUAACCCCAUACUGUCCAACUAUUUCUAUAUAACUCUACCCCAUUCCUUAACCCAAACACACAAUCCUACAUCCCACUGUCAACCCAAUGUAUUGUGAAUAAAAAUGUAGGCUUCAGCAAGUAUUCUAUAAAAGUAUUUCAAAUAAUGAUGGACACAGUAAGGUAGUGGAUACACAGGGUGAUUAGAAAGUAAGUUUACCACAUCAACGCACCAUAUCAUUGACGUUACUUUCCAAUCACCCUGUAGUUGGAGAACAAUGAAGAUGUAGUUUCUCUUUUACACACUUUCAUGAUUAUCUUAAAUCAUGUUUUAACUUUCACGCCAAGAAACAGUUUGGCAGUCUCUGAAAUAGACUUUUAUUGAUCGCACUCAAAUGUCACAACGCUACAACCCAUCACAUACACACACACACACAGAAAGA